Molecule: messenger RNA, 2016 nt
Organism: Strongyloides ratti
Lineage: Eukaryota; Metazoa; Nematoda; Chromadorea; Rhabditida; Strongyloididae
Product: POU-specific domain and Homeobox domain and F-box domain and Homeodomain-like and Lambda repressor-like, DNA-binding domain and POU domain-containing protein
Exons: 7
Coding region: 1-2016 (671 amino acids)
Biological process (GO): regulation of transcription by RNA polymerase II
Molecular function (GO): protein binding; RNA polymerase II cis-regulatory region sequence-specific DNA binding; DNA-binding transcription factor activity, RNA polymerase II-specific
Source: RefSeq, a predicted model, not a curated record
AUGCUAACAGAUCUUCCAUCAGAAAUUAUACUUACAGUUCUUCAAAAAUUGGAUAGAAAAACAAUAAAUAGGAUGUUAUUAUUGAAUAAAGAUAUUUACAAUUUUAUUAAACAUUAUUGUAAAAAAUUACCAAAAUUUUAUGUUGAUGAAGUUUAUAUAGUUAAUUUGAAGGAACUUCAUAUUGAAGAGAUGCAUUUUAAUAUUGAAGGUCGUCGUCAUUUAAUCAAUCUUAAUAAGAUGCCUGAAAUUGAAAAAUUAGCUGAUCAAAUUAUUGUUAGAGAUGCACUAUGUUAUUGUGGUAAUUGGGAUUUAAAUAUAUCUGAAAGUUUAUUAAAAACUUGCCCAAAUACACAGUCAAUAAGAAUUUUUUAUCAAACAGAAGUUAUUAAUUUAGAUGAGUUGACAAAACAUACAUCACAGUGGCAAAAAUCUGUUGCAUAUAUCUUAGUAAUUAAUCAUAAAUGUAAGGAGGAGGAUAUUCCUGAAGAACCAACAAAUUAUGCUAAAAAUUUAACUCUUAAUGAGCUUUCAAACUUUGGUUGCCCAUAUGCUGAGUGGGCAUUUGAUAGUACCUUAAUUAAAAAAAAUAAUUUAGAUGCUUUUUUACAAAGGAUAAUGGAUUUAGAUUUUCCAACAAAAUGUCAAAGUAUUGGAAAGUAUUAUUUAAGUAAUGUUCAAGUUUCAUUUGAAGAAUAUAAAGCUAUGUUAACGGAUUACUUCACAACAAAUAGUAAUUUUAUUUUUGUUGAAGAUUGUUUCAAUAAAUCUUGGAGGAGAACAUUUUUCGGGUUGAAGAAGAAGAAGAAGAAGAGAUUGAGAAAGAAAGUAAUGUUUAUGAAAAAUAUUUGUAACCAUUAUUACAUUGAGAGCAUGGAUGAACAAUUAACAAUUUUUGCUCUUAUGAAUGCUAUAAAAAUGGCUAAUGCUAAUGAUAAUGUUAAAAAUGAAGAUUUACCUCCAACACCAGAAAAAGAAUCAUCUCCAACUACAAAUCAUUGUUAUACUAAUUUGCAUAAUUUUGCUAAUAAUCAAAUUUUAGAAGCAGUUAAGGCACAAAUUAUGUUAAACUCUGUAUUUCCAAUGGAUCAAACAUUAUUUGCUAACUUUCUUGCUACAACAGCAGCACCAGCACUUCAAGAACAAAAUGGUAGUAAUCUUUUUGAAAAUCGUAAUAUAACACCAUUUAUAAAUCAUAAUAUUUUACCAACAUCAUUAAAUGGUAUACAAAAUCAAAAUAAUAUUAAUGAUAUGACAAAUUUAUUAAAAAGUUUAUGUAAUAAUGGUCAGGGAAUUGAAAGUGUCAAUGAUAAUGAUAAACUUCAAUUUAAUGAUUUUUUAAAUACAAAUAUUAAAGAUAAUUGUGGUGGAAGACUUGUCUCACCAUCAAUUAAAAAUAAAACAAAAAAUAUUAUGAAUGAUGCAGAAAAAGAAGAAAUUGAGGAAUUUGCACUUCAUUUUAAAAAUAGUAGAAUACGUUUUGGUUUUACACAAGGUGAUGUUGGUCAACAACUUGGUCAUCGUUAUGGAACAGAUUUCUCCCAAACUACAAUCUCAAGAUUUGAAGCUUUAAAUUUAUCUUUUAAAAAUAUGUGCAAGUUACGACCAUUAUUGGCGGAGUGGAUUGUUGUGACGGAUGAGAUGUUAAAAAGUGGUAAAACUGCUGAAGAAAUUAAUCAACAAAAAUUACAUUCAAAAUAUGGACAAAGGCAUACAACUAUGAGUGAAUCUCCUGUAAUGGAUUGUGAAAAUAAUAUUAUAAAUAGUGAUGAAUUACAUGGUAAAAGAAAAUCAUCUAUAGAUGAACAAGUUGUUGGUAAUCUUAAGAAAAGACGUAAACGUACAAACCUUGAUGCUACACAACGUGAUUUAUUAAAUCAACUUUUUGAAAGGGAUGAGCGUCCAGAUCACGAUGCAAUGGAUAAGAUAGCAAAUCAUUUAAAUUUAGAUAAAGAAGUCAUUCGUGUAUGGUUUUGUAACAGAAGGCAAAAAACAAGACGAAUUGUCGGCACAGUAUAA